Molecule: messenger RNA, 1478 nt
Organism: Dermochelys coriacea (leatherback sea turtle)
Lineage: Eukaryota; Metazoa; Chordata; Testudines; Dermochelyidae
Gene: CCDC85B
Product: coiled-coil domain containing 85B
Exons: 2
Coding region: 345-956 (203 amino acids)
Biological process (GO): negative regulation of DNA-templated transcription
Cellular component (GO): nucleus
Source: RefSeq, a predicted model, not a curated record
CAGAAGAGGCGAUUCCGUAGGCCAAUGGGGCCCGUGCGCCCCGAAGGAGCCCAGGUCGGUGGGUAGGGGGCCCCUGCGCCCUGACCCGAAGAAGGAGGAGGGUUCCGUGCGCCCCGAAGGUGCCAAGGUCGGUGGCCAGGGGGGCCCGUGGGCCCCGAAGAAGAGGGGGUUCCGCGCGCCCCGAAGGAACCGAGGGCUGUGGCUAGGGGGGCCCGUGCGCCCCGGAGGAGCGGGGGCCUGCGCCAGGGGAGGCUGCCGGCUGGGGGCCGAUCUGCGGGGCGGGAGGAGGCGGGGUGGCGGCGCUGGAAGGGGCGGGGGCGCAGGAACCACCUUGCGGCAGCGCGAUGGCCAGCGAGGCCGGCGAGCCGGCGGCCGGCCGGGCCCUGGCCCUGGCCCAGCUGAGCGACUCGGAGCUGGGCGGCUGCAGCAAGGAGGAGCUGGUGCGUCGGCUGCGGCAGGAGGAGGCGGAGAAGCUGGCGGCGCUGGUGCAGCGGGGGCGGCUGAUCCAGGGCGUCAAUCGGCAGCUGCAGGAGCAUCUGCGGGAGAUCCGCGAGCUGAAGCAGGUGAACGAGCGCCUGGCGGCCGAGAACCGCGAGCUCCGCGAGCUUUGCUGCUUCCUGGACGACGACCGGCUGAAGGCCAAGCGGCUGGCCCGGGACUGGCAGCUGUUCGGGCAGCAGGCGGCCCGGGUGCUGCGGGACGAGCUGGCCGCCUGCCUGCACAAGCUGGCCGGGCUGGAGGGGCUGCAGGAGCGCCUGGCCGCCGAUAACCUGGAGCUCAAGGCGCUCUGCCUGGCGCUGGAGGAGGAGUGCGCCGCCCGCGCCGACGGCAGCCCCGUGGGCUCCUCGGAGCUCAGCCUGCCCUGCGGGCCCCGGGACCUGGGCGACGGCAGCUCCAGCACCGGCAGCGUGGGCAGCCCGGACCAGCUGCACCUGGCCUGCUCGCCCGAGGACUAGAGACUCCCCCGAGCGGGUGGGGGGCCAGGACCUACCCGGACUAGGGACCUCCCCAGGGGCCUGUCCCCAGGACUGUACUCCCCCAAGGGGCCGGAGGGGUGGGGGCCCCCCGUCGAGGGAGCUGCUCCCCAGUGACUUCACCACUCGCCUCCACCGGAAGGACUGGAGAGUAGAGGCAGGCUGUUGGUGGGGGUCUCUCCCCUGGGUCUGGGGAAGGGGUUUUGCAGAGGAUGGGGGGGGAAGGUCACCUCCGUGAAGAUCCCAGUGCAGACUUUGGGGGGUAGGGAAUGGAGCUGGGAACUGGGAAAGGUCAAAGAUGCAUUUUGGGUGCUACUCCCCCCACCCAAGCAGCGUCUCUCUUAGCUUCUUCAGCAACCUCUUCCCCCCCCACCCCCAGGUGCUAACUCCAAACCCCGUGCAGCCAGAGCAGUGUGACUCAGGGGACGGGGGAGAUUAGGGCAAACUCUCCCCCCCCAAAAAAAGUAAAAAAUAAUAAAUGUUUUAAAAUUGCUACUUUGGGCA